AUGAAGAUGAAGGGCGGGAGCCCCCACUGGUGCCACCUCAUCUGCAGCAUACGCUGGCUGCUGAGCUUCCCACCAAGCCAAGACGAAUCAAGCCCGCUGCCUCAACCUCAGACUGUGGUUCUGAACCACCUUUACAUCGAGAAAGGGAACACAAGAUCCGUGGUUGCUCUGGGGAUCACGCACCGGUUCAAGGCCAAGUUUGUGACAGUAGUGCUUUGCAAGCCAGUGCUGAGGCGGACAGAUGGAUCGGAGGUGGAAUGA
Miscanthus lutarioriparius is the source of this 261-nucleotide messenger RNA. The record is from the annotation of a GenBank genome assembly. Lineage: Eukaryota; Viridiplantae; Streptophyta; Magnoliopsida; Poales; Poaceae.